Molecule: messenger RNA, 1449 nt
Organism: Capra hircus (goat)
Lineage: Eukaryota; Metazoa; Chordata; Mammalia; Artiodactyla; Bovidae
Gene: CERS1
Product: ceramide synthase 1
Exons: 7
Coding region: 260-1300 (346 amino acids)
Biological process (GO): ceramide biosynthetic process
Cellular component (GO): membrane
Molecular function (GO): sphingosine N-acyltransferase activity
Source: RefSeq, a predicted model, not a curated record
CGGCGCGACAACGCCGGGACUUGUACACCCGAGGUCGACGCAGCCGGUGCCUCCGGGGGACCCAGCUACCGCGCGCCCCGAGAUCGUAACCGCCGCGCCCCCUCCCUGCGGGGCGGAGCUAGCGCCAGUCCCGCCCCUUCGUCCCAAGAACUCCCGCCAGCGCGCCCCCCGGCCCAACUGCAGCGCGUGACGCGGGGCGCGCGGCUCCGGCGGCCACCGUGGGCGGGCGCAGACUGCCCGGGCGGCCGGGAGCGGCGGCAUGGCGGCGGCGGGGUCGGCGGGGCCCGAGCCCAUGCCGAGCUACGCGCAGCUGGUGCAGCGCGGCUGGGGCAGCGCGCUGGCGGCGGCUCGGGGCUGCGCGGACUGCGGCUGGGGGCUUGCUCGCCGCGGCCUGGCCGAGCACGCGCACCUGGCGCCGCCCGAGCUGCUGCUGCUGGCCCUCGGCGCGCUCGGCUGGACCGUGCUGCGCUCGGCGGCCACCUCGCGCCUCUUUCGGCCCCUAGCCAAGCGGUGCCGCCUCCAGCCUAGAGAUGCCGCCAAGAUGCCUGAGAGCGCCUGGAAGUUUCUCUUCUACCUGGGCGCCUGGAGCUACAGCACCUACCUGCUCUUCGGCACUGACUACCCCUUCUUUCACGACCCACCCUCCGUCUUCUAUGACUGGAAGACGGGCAUGGCAGUGCCACGGGACAUUGCAGUGGCCUACCUACUACAGGGAAGCUUCUACGGCCAUUCCAUCUACGCCACGCUGUACCUGGAUGCUUGGCGCAAGGACUCAGUGGUCAUGCUUGUCCACCACGUGGUCACCUUGGUCCUCAUUGUCUCCUCUUACGCCUUCCGGUACCACAAGGUGGGCAUUCUUGUGCUCUUCUUGCAUGACAUCAGCGACGUGCAGCUGGAGUUCACCAAGCUCAAUGUCUACUUCAAGUCCCGCGGAGGCGCCCACCAGAGGCUGCACGCCCUGGCCGCCGACCUGGGCUGCCUCAGCUUCUGUCUCAGCUGGUUCUGGUUCCGCCUCUACUGGUUCCCGCUCAAGGUCCUGUACGCCACGAGCUACUGCAGCCUGCGGUCGGUGCCUGACAUCCCCUUCUACUUCUUCUUCAACGUGCUCCUGCUGCUGCUCACCCUCAUGAACCUCUACUGGUUCCUGUACAUCGUGGCUUUUGCCGCCAAAGUGCUGACGGGCCAGGUGCGGGAGCUGAAGGAUGUGCGGGAAUAUGACACGGCAGAGGCCCCGAGCCCCAAGCCCCGCAAAGCUGAGAAGCCGCUGAGGAAUGGCCUGGUUAAGGACAAACGCUUCUGAACUCCUCCACCCCGGCCUCGCCGCCCAGGACCCAGUCCCACCCAACCUCCCCCUCGGAGACCAGCCAGGCGGCUCCCCAACCCGCCCCAGGGACCCUAACCCUACCAGGCUCCGCUCCCUCUCCAACCCACUCCUCCUCGGCCACUCCC